Messenger RNA from Racocetra fulgida, 171 nucleotides. NCBI's taxonomy places the organism in Eukaryota, Fungi, Glomeromycota, Glomeromycetes, Diversisporales, Gigasporaceae. The record is from the annotation of a GenBank genome assembly.
AUGAUCCAUCAACCAUUAGAAAGUGGCAGAAGUGUUUGUCAAGCCAAAUGGUAUUACUACGAACUCGGAUGGACACCAACCUACCAAAAUCUGCUUGCAAAGUCCAAGGUAGUGUACCAGGCCGAAUUCUUCAGGGCACCUAGUAAUUCGUUAAUCCUUGGCAGUGGGUAG